Acanthosepion pharaonis is the source of this 954-nucleotide messenger RNA. The record is from the annotation of a GenBank genome assembly. Lineage: Eukaryota; Metazoa; Mollusca; Cephalopoda; Sepiida; Sepiidae.
AUGGAUACCAUUUCCCCAUCCUUCUCUCUCUCUGUUUCUUUCGCCUCCUCUCUGUCUCCCCAUCCUCCUUUCUCUCUCCCCCUCUCUCUCUCUGUCUCCCUCCUCCUCCUUCCUCUUCUCACUCUCUCCCAUCCUUCUCCUUCUCUCUCUUUCUGGCACUCCUCCUUUUGUCUUUCUCUCUAUCUCUCUGGCACCCCCUCCUUUUGUCUUUCUCUCUAUCUCUCUGGCACCCCCUCCUUUUGUCUUUCUCUCUGUUUCCUCUCCUUCUCUUCCCAGCCAAUAGUCGGGCCAAACAUUAAUUCUCCCUCUCUUGUUCUCAUUCUCUUUCUUUCUUUCUUUCUCUUGUCACUUUCCGCUCUCUCUUUCUCUCUCUCGUCUCUUUUUUUUCUAAUCUCUCUCUAUGCCCUUUUCUCUCCUACUCUCUCUCUCUCUCUAUGUCCUUUUUUCUCCUACUCUCUCUCUCUAUGUCCUUUUUUCUCCUACUCUCUCUCUCUAUGUCCUUUUUUCUCCUACUCUCUCUCUCUAUGUCCUUUUUUCUCCUACUCUCUCUCUAUGCCCUUUUCUCCUUUCUCUCUUUAUCUCUUUUUUCUCCUCUCUCUUUUUGUCUCUCUCUCUCUCUAUCUAGUCUCUUUUUUUCUCUGUCUAGUCUCUUUAUUCUCUUUCUCUCUGAAGUCUCUUUAUUUCUCUCUCUCUCUCUCUCUCUCUCUGAAGUCUCUUUAUUUCUCUCACUCUCCGAAGUUUCUUUAUUCCCCUAAGUCUCUUUAUUCUCUCCCUCUCCCAAGUCUCUUUCUAUCUUUAAUCUCUAAUCUCUUUCUCUCUCUCUUUCCCAAGUCUCUUUCUUUCUUUCUUUCUCUCUCUCUCUCUUCGAACACUUUUUUUUCUUUCAAGUUUCUUUUUUUUUCUCUUCCUCUCUCUCUCUCUCUCUCUCUCUAUCUUUUUUUCUUUUCUCUCUAA